This is a messenger RNA of Sitophilus oryzae (rice weevil), 3039 nucleotides long. Its product is annotated as WD repeat-containing protein 6. The record is from RefSeq and is a predicted model, not a curated record. Gene Ontology annotation, molecular function: protein binding. The transcript is spliced from 3 exons. NCBI's taxonomy places the organism in Eukaryota, Metazoa, Arthropoda, Insecta, Coleoptera, Curculionidae. The coding region runs from base 62 to 2968 and encodes 968 amino acids. Gene Ontology annotation, biological process: tRNA methylation. Gene Ontology annotation, cellular component: cytoplasm.
CCCCUAUUUUUAACCUCUUAUUUUUACUUUUUACAUAUUUUUUUUACCGAUUAUAACAAUAAUGUUUAAUUCUAAAACAAUUAAAACGGAUGUAACAUCACUACACAUAUACAACAAUUUAUUAUUAUCAGGAAUUGGCGGAUUUUUACAUAUAUUUGAAUUGAAUACACAUAAUUUACUAUGCAGAAGAAAUAUAUUUGAAGGUCAUAAAAUUUAUGGUAUAAUUACUUCUGCAAACAGGCGGGAAAGCAUAAUAUAUGGAGGAAAGAAUAUAGCAAUCAUAUCAAAUCUAGAAAACCUUAAAGAGUUAAUAAUAAAGCAGUCACACUUAUUAUCAGAUUGGAUUUUAGAUGCAAAAUGGAUUGAUAAUGAUAGAAAUAUUGCUACUAUUUUUAUGCAUAAUAAAGUUACAGUUUGGUCAGAAAACUUUGUUAAAUUGUGGACAGCAAAAUGUGAAGAAAAGUGUAUAUUGUACAGCGCAAAGAUAUGUCAUGAUUAUACAGAGAACAUGUUAAUUCUUUCUGGAACAGUGUUCAGUGACAUCUUGCUUUGGAAACCACAUGUUUUAAAUUCAAAUGGAGAAUCUCCAGUAUUAACUCGACUGAAACAUCAUAAUGGUGUAAUAUUUAAUAUAGACUACAACCAGAAGACCGGUUGUAUUUGUUCUGCUUCAGAUGACAGGUCAGCUAUAUUAUGGAAAAUAUUGAAUAAAGAGUGUUUGGAAGAAAUAAAUCAGCAUAACUCGGAAAAUCUAAGAAUUAACAUUUCAUGUCAAGUUUAUGGGCACUUAUCCAGGGUAUUUCGAUGUUGUAUUCUUGAAGAUGGCUUUGUCACAGCUGGUGAGGAUUCUUCACUAAUAAUAUGGGAUUUUAAAGGUGGUUUAUUAAGGAAAAUUGAUAAUCAUCAGGGAAGUGUAUGGUCAUUGGCAUAUAAUCACAGCAAAAAUAUAUUAUGCUCUGGUGGUAAUAAUGGUGCAAUUUCAAAAUUCAAUAUAUCAGCCACACAAAAAACAACAGUUAUAUCUUUACUACAGAAUGAAAACCCUAAACAUGUUGGUUUGUUAUUUAGUCAAAAUAUUAUUAGUAUAACAGAGAAAGCAGUAUUUAACGUCUAUAAUAAGAAACUUGAAAAAAUUAAUGAAAUUGCUAUACAUAAAGACCUUCAGAAUUACAACAUUAUGGCUGUAUCAAGCUGUCGAAAAAUGGUUGCUUUAGCAGGAUUUUCUGGCCAAAUUUAUAUAUAUCAAGAAAUAAACAAUGUACUUAAAGAGCUCACUAAAUGUAUUCUAAAAAAUUGUGAAAGAAUCUAUUCAUUUCAUUGGCUCAACUGCAGAACUUUUUUAAUUUGCCAAAAUGAAGGAAAAAUGUCUCUAUGUGUUAUUUAUAAGAAGAGAGUAUGUAUCAUACAAAGAUUUGUUUUGCCUUAUAGCAAAGAAAGAUGGUCAACAUGUGCGAUAUCUUUUAAUGAGCAUAUUGUAAUUGGCGAUAGAAAAGGGAAUAUUUAUAACUAUGUUGUUGGACAGGAAACUCCAUUAAAUUCAUGUAAAAAAGCACACAGUAAUUUAGGUGUAUCAUAUUUAUGUUCACGUAAUAAUAAUAUACUAUCAUUAGGAAAAGAUGGUGUUUUAAAAAAAUACAUAUUUUACAAUGGUCUCCUUACUUGUAUAGAAUCAACCAAAACAAAGCUAUCUUGGUUGGCAUAUUUAGAAGAAAAUUAUUUAAUUGCAUUCUCUGCCAAUAACUUUAUUAUUUCCGAUUAUCAGUUUCAAAGAGUAUUGUUUGAAUACUUUUGUGGAGGUGGUCAUAGGUCUUGGAGUUUCCUUAAUUCCCAAGGAAAUUUUAUGUUUGCUUUCAUAAAGCAAAAAUCACUAAAUUUAAUUGAAGCAAAUCUAGAUGAUUACACACCGAAAGAUAUUAUUCAGGGGUAUCACGUAAAAGAGAUUAAUUCUAUACAAAGCAUUGUGAUUUCAAAGCAACUUUUUCUUAUUUCUGGAGGAGAAGACACAGUUCUUCGUAUCAGUGUUUUAGAUAAUAACUCAAAUAUAAAAUUAUUGUAUAAUUCAAAAGUGCAUUUAUCAAGUAUUCGUGUUAUUAGUGUAUGUAACCUGAUAAAUAAAAUCAAUGAAUAUAUGAUAUUUUCUGCCGGUGGUAGGGCUCAGAUAAUCUCUUGGCAUCUUUCUAUAGAAUUUAAUGACCAUAACUUCCCUAUAGUAACAUGCUCAGAAAAAGGUAAUUUUUAUGAGCCACUGAGAGAAGAUGAAGCUGAAAACAGAAUAAUGGACUUGGCUAUUAUUAUAAUUAAUAAUGAAAUAUUCUUGUUUUCUGGUUGUUCGGAUGGUUAUAUUAAAAUAUAUUUAGUUGAUGAUAAUCUUACUAUGACUUACAAAACAACUCUGACUUACAAACAUACUUGUAUAACAAAACUUCUAAAUGUUUCUAUAAAUAAAUUAAAUGUUCUAGUAAGUAUGGCUACUGAUGGACAUGUAGUAUUUUGGAAUACAUUUGAAAUAAUUAAUGAAAAAAAAAUAAACCCAAUUUCAGGGUUUAAAAUUCAUCAAUCAGGAAUUAGUAGUACCAGUUAUAGAAUUAUAAAUAAUAACAAGCUGUUACUAAUGACAUGCGGUGAUGAUAAUUCGGUAGUUUUUACUUUAUUUGAGAUCAUUCCAAUUAAUAACAAACUGGAAAUAAAAUUACUGGACAAUUUUGUUGAAGACGGUAUUCACUGUGCUCAAAUAACAGGAGCAUAUAUAAAUAAUAACAUAUUUUUGACUAGUUCAAUAGAUCAAAGGGUAGUUUUAGGUACUUUGUGUGUAUCGAAUAAUAAAAUUACUGUUAAACACCUUAACAAAUACAAUUCUGCAAUAGCUGAUCAACAAGGUUUAGAUUGUUUAGAGGAUGAAAAUAGUUUAAAUAUAUUUGUAUAUGGGAAUGGAGUGGAAUAUAUGAAAGUAAAUCUAGAAAAUUUGUGAGGAGCUUUAACUGUUGUAUAGGAAAGAACUGUGAUAUUUUUAUAUUCAGAGAUAAAUAAAAUAUUUGCAAA